AUGCGGUCAGUGCGGCCGCGUCGGCCGCAUCCCCAUGAGACAUCGUCAUGUAACUAACUUCAAGACAUGGGGAAGAUGAAGUAAUAAAUACUGGACGAAACCUCCCAUAAUCUCGAAUUUAAAUCAUCAUCACUACCAUCAAUCAGAUUAACAACAACACACAAAAGAAUCAUAACCUCCAAGACAACCACGAAGAAGACGUAUAAGUCCGCAGCUACAGAUCACACAAACACCCCCUUCUCUCUCUCAAAAAAGCAACCAUGUCCAUCCUCGCACCCUACGCCGAACAACACAAGAACACCUCCGGUCCCAACGACAGCCGCCCCACGGGAGUCCAAAUUGUUGAAGACCAAGGCCUCGUCGGAAAAUGGACCGAUAAAGUCGUCAUCGUCACCGGCUGCUCCCCCGGCGGCCUCGGCCCCGAAACCGCUAGGGCCUUCCACGUCGCCGGCGCCGACGUCUACAUCACCGUCCGCGACGUUGCCAAGGGCGAGGAGGUCGCCAAGGAUAUUCUCUCGGAUGGCAAGCCCGGCAAGGUCGAGGUCAUCAAGCUGGACCUCGGAUCUCUCCAGAGCGUGAGAGAGGGCGCCAAGGCGUUCUUGGCAAAGUCUGACAAGUUGAAUGUCAUUGUGAACAAUGCCGGAGUCAUGGCUUGUCCCAAGGGAAAGACGGUAGACGGAUUCGAGACCCAAUUCGGCACCAACCACCUCGGCCACUUCCUCCUCUUCCAACUCCUAAAGCCAACCCUCCUCGCCUCCUCAACACCAACCUUCAACUCCCGCGUCAUCUCCGUCUCCUCGUCAGGCCACCGCGGCGGCCGCAUCCAAUUCGAAGACUUCAACUUUGACCACACGGUAGAGUACCACCCCUGGGCGGGCUACGGCCAGGCCAAGCUCGCCAACAUCCUCUUCGCCAACGAGCUCGACCGCCGCUACGGCGCCCGCGGCCUCCACGCCCUCAGCCUCAUGCCCGGCGGCAUCGAGACGCCCCUCCAGCGCCACCAGCCCGAGAUCACCGAGAUGAUCAAGGACCCGGCCGUCCACAAGGUCAUGAAGAGCCCCGCGCAGGGGGCCGCUACCUCCGUCUGGGCUGCCGUCGCCAAGGAGUGGGAGGGCAAGGGCGGCAAGUACCUCGAGGAUUGUGCCGAGGCGGAGGCGAUGAAGCCUGAUGCCGGGAUGCUUGCUCCGGGGUACGCGCCGGCGGCGUUUGAUCCCGAGGCGGAGAAGAGGUUGUGGGUUGAGAGCCUGAAGAUGGUUGGGCUUGAGGACGAUCAGUGAUUCUUGGCCUGGGGAUGGAAAGCGGAAGGAGGUUCUUUGUGAUGAUGAUGACGAUGGU
Molecule: messenger RNA, 1335 nt
Organism: Colletotrichum scovillei
Lineage: Eukaryota; Fungi; Ascomycota; Sordariomycetes; Glomerellales; Glomerellaceae
Product: short-chain dehydrogenase
Exons: 3
Coding region: 261-1277 (338 amino acids)
Source: RefSeq, a predicted model, not a curated record